AUGACGGUUACGGUGGUGUAUGAUAACUCUGAGGCAACAGAGCUCUGUGCAGCUCAGCACCUCUACCUCAAGCCCAUAGCAAAAUUGAUGAUCAAUGUAUUGCUCCCAGAGAGUAUAGAACCUGUGAGGCCCUUCUCUAACUGGGAAGUUCUUGAUCAGCUGAAGAACCUGAUUUGCCCUGACCAGUUCACUACAGUUCGGCUCUCCAAGAGUACCAAGGACUUCAUCCGAUUUGAGGGUGAGGCUGAAACCCGAAGUUUGGUUCAGAUUCUGAAGGCAAAGUUACAUGGGAAGAUCAUCAAGCUAAAUGGUUUGAAAACAGACUUAAAAGUAGUGGCUACAGAUGCCCAGGGAGAGUGGGAACCCUUCCCCAGGGAAAAAGAGGCCUCACUGAAUGAUGGGGCUGAAGAGCAGGACCAUGAUAAGAGCCCAGAUUCCAUAUAUUUUGAAGGCUUGCCCUGUAAGUGGUUUGCACCUAAAGGAUCCAGUGGGGAGAAGCCAUGUGAGGAGAUCCUUCGAGUAGUCUUUGAAAGUUUUGGGAAGAUCAAGAAUGUGGAUAUUCCUAUGCUGGAUCCCUACAGAGAAGUGAUGACUGGUGACAGCUUUGGGGGUUUUAGCUUUGGCUUGCAGACAUUUGAGGCCUUUAUACAAUACCAAGAGUCAACUGACUUUGUAAAAGCCAUGGAGUCCCUUCGAGGAAUGAAGCUGAUGCUCAAAGGAGACGAUGGGAAAGCUCUGGCAUGUAACAUUAAGGUUAUGUUUGAUAGAACCAAACACUUCAGCGAAGGAGCUAUAAAGAGGAGAAAUCAGGAAAGGCUAAAAUUACAAGAGCUCGAGGAAGAAAGGAAAAAAGAAAAGAGAAGGGAAGAAGAAGUGGCUGAAAGAAAAAGAAAAGAUGAGGAGAAGAAAGCCCAAGAAAAGAAGAAGAAGGGCAGGGACAGGAGACGAACCCUGAAGGAAAGGGACAGACACCGGCAAAGGAAACAGAAGGAAAAAGUCAGAGCUGUGCCACCUCCGGAGCCGGAUUCUUCAGAGGAGUGGGAAGAGAGAAAGUACCUGCUGGCUCAGAGGCGGGUUGAGGCCCUUCGGUUGCUACGGGUGCUGCUGAGGAAAAUUGCAGGAUCCGCACAGUUUAACCCACAGGAGGUCAACGGUGUUAUAAGCCCUAAAGCUGAUCAUGCUCCAUUGGAAACUCUGGAGGAAGAAGAGUUAAACACUCAUUAUUUUCAAAAUCAAGAUGAAAUGCCAAAAUACCAGGUUGCCAAGUCCGACAAUAAACGAAAACAAAAAAUGAAGAAAAGAACUAGGGCCCACUUACAUAAAUCUUCCCACCACCUUGGGAAAAGCAAAUUAAGAUAUUCAACUAGAAAAGAGCGACCUGGAAAAUUAUUAACUGAUGGAUAUAAUCACAGAUUGAUUUUUGACUGCAAUUCCUCGCCAAUUACAAUGGUUCAAGGUCAGUCUCUUGAGAGAGAAGACCACCACAGUUCUAAUAAAUCCUAUUCUUUCAGAUUAUCUGAGAGAGACCAUGGCAGAAAAUGGAAGAUCUAUGAAACAGAUGAAUUUAUUAACUAUCUAUUAAACUAUUACCAAACUCCAAAAUAUGCUCGUAUCUGCCUACAACCAAGUGAGACAACAAGCACAUGUCAGUGGAAGAGGGCUGUCCAUACCAAGGGAAAUGGAUUUCAGAUCAAUUUGAGAAAAUGUAGGCAUCACUCAACCAAUUUGAGCCAAAUGCCAAACCUGGAAAUCAUAGAACAGGAUCAAGAAGAUGACUACUGGUCAGAGAUUUGUAUUCAGGAUCCUGAACACAAACCACAAAAGACGGGAAAAGUAGAUUAUGCCAAAGACUGUACUGACAAGUUUAAAAAUUAUUGCACAGAUACAGCCAGUGUAGCUGGUGAUCAGUUGUCCCCAACUGAUGGAAAGAGCCAUGUAGUGGAAAAGACUCAGGCUCACCAGGUCGAAGAUUUCAGAUCCACAAGGGAAAGCCAAGAUUCCUCACCCUGCAUAUCAGAAGACUUAGAUUUGCAGUUGACCGAUUUCUUAGAGGAAAUUAGUAGUGAUUCUGAAUGCUUCAGUGAAAUCCUUAGUGUAGACAAAGAGAAAGAGAAAUAUGUGGCCACAUAUAGCUCCCCAGAAAAAGUACCUCUUGACAUUGACGAAAUCAUCACUCAUGAACAAGAAACUAGAUCAAGUCAGCAGACCUUGUAUUCAGAGUGCAAGCAUAAUAGUGAGGAAAAAGAUUCUAAAUGCAAGCUUAGGACACCAGGCAAGAGGUCUAAGUAUGAACUAAAGUGUUCAUGGCUUGAGGGAGAAAGCAAUUCCUUCAGAGAUGAGAAGAACAACAGCAAAAAGAGGAGAAAACUAUUCCCUGAAUCCUUGUUUGAUGAAGGCUACCACCUCGAAUCCAGUUCCAGUGAUCUACUAGAGGGCAUCAUAAGAAAGAAGAGGAGGUUUAGUGGUAGUACAUUUGACCAAAGAGUGGACUGUAGACCCUCUCACGUGCCAGUAACAUCAAAAAGUGCUAAUGCUUCCUAUUUGGGUGAUUUUCCCAAAAGAAGAGAGACUUCUUGGAAGUCAGAAUAUAACCAGGAUGCAAGAAGACUUAAAAGACAUGAAAAUUCUGAAGAUUUCAUGUUCAAUUCUGAUAAUUAUUACAUUAGACAUAACAGUCAGGAGCACGUUGACUAUGAAAGCUAUUUAGGAAACGACUAUGCUAAUUCUUCAUAUUUUCAAAUGUCUUGA
Molecule: messenger RNA, 2748 nt
Organism: Cynocephalus volans (Philippine flying lemur)
Lineage: Eukaryota; Metazoa; Chordata; Mammalia; Dermoptera; Cynocephalidae
Product: A-kinase anchor protein 17B-like
Exons: 4
Coding region: 1-2748 (915 amino acids)
Molecular function (GO): RNA binding
Source: RefSeq, a predicted model, not a curated record